This is a messenger RNA of Myxozyma melibiosi, 1349 nucleotides long. RefSeq names its product Dip2/Utp12 family-domain-containing protein. Gene Ontology annotation, cellular component: nucleolus. NCBI's taxonomy places the organism in Eukaryota, Fungi, Ascomycota, Lipomycetes, Lipomycetales, Lipomycetaceae. The transcript has a single exon. Bases 224 to 1162 code for a protein of 312 amino acids. The record is from RefSeq and is a predicted model, not a curated record. Gene Ontology annotation, biological process: maturation of SSU-rRNA from tricistronic rRNA transcript (SSU-rRNA, 5.8S rRNA, LSU-rRNA).
GUAUCUGCCUCUCUGCAGCCCAUCCACCCAUCCACCUCCCGAACACAGCAGACACAAUGAAGCGAGGGCCGACAGUAGUGAAGAGCAAAAACAAGAGCAUAAAGGUGAGUGUCGCUGAGUGUGUUUGUGUGUGUGCUGUGUCCGUUGCUAACAACAGUUGUAGCCCGCUGUCUACAAAGAAGAGUCGACAAAGAUCUCGACAGCAUCCGCGCAAGAUGUCGACAUGAACGAUGCCGCCGACGCGUCUGAUGCGUCCUCAUUUGCCGGAUCUGACGACGAAGACGAGGAUCUCAGCAUGGCCGACCGCGUGACUGCCCUCGAGGCGGCGGCCAAGUCGUCGAGCAGCAGCAGCAAUACCGCGCAGACAAACGGCAAGAAGAAAUCCUCCAAAUCCCAAUCGUCAAAGAACUCGCUAGCAAAGGAGACCAACGGCACUCUCCCCGCGGCCGUGCUGCCGACCGUCGGAUCGCUCACAACAGUGCUCACGCAGGCGCUGCACACAAACGACUCGACACUGCUCGAGUCCUGUCUUGCCGUUUCCGACACCGCCGUGAUCAAGAGCACGAUCCACAGACUCGACGCCACGCUCGCGGCCACGCUGCUCGAGCGGCUCGCGCUGAGGAUAUCAAAGACCCCGACGCGUGCCUCGCAGCUCGUCGUCUGGGUGCGCUCGAUCAUGGUCGCGCACGGCGGGUACCUCGUCGGACAGGAGAACCUGGUCAGCACGCUUUCGUCGCUGCACACGACGCUUUCCAGACACGCUGGAUCGCUUAACCGGUUGCUUGCCCUGCAAGGCCGGCUAGAUAUGCUCAACGCGCAGCUCGAGCUGCGGAAAGAGGUCGCGGCGCGGAUCACGGAGGAGGAAGAGGAGGACAUGGAUUCGGAGGUCGAGUACGUCGAAGGGCGCGACGACGAAGACGACGGGGUCGUGCUUGACGAUUCGGGAUUUAUUGCGGGCGAACAGGACGAUGACGAGUCUGACGAGGACGACGAGGACGAUUCCGACGACGCUGCUGCUGAUGAUUCGUCUGAUGAUGAUGAUCUCGAGGGAGAUAUUGACGAGGACGACGAAGACGACGAUGACCAGGAUCUUGCGCCAUCCGAGGAGGAGGACGACGAUGAUGAUGAGGACGACGACGACGAUGAGGACGACGACGAAUAGAUAGAUGUACUAUAGUAUAUACAUUCUUACCACUACCUUUCCCUUCAUUUCUGUUUUGUUUAUUUGGCAUUGUUCUUCUCUUUGUUCCGGGUCUUUCACUAUUCUAUCUCCCUUAGUACAUCUUGUUUUGUCGAUAUUGUAAUCCUGGUGGAUUGUUUCUUGGGCUCCAAAAGUGUUAAUAGAAAAG